This is a messenger RNA of Macadamia integrifolia, 1710 nucleotides long. Its product is annotated as kinesin-like protein KIN-1. Gene Ontology annotation, biological process: mitotic spindle organization; microtubule-based movement. Bases 95 to 1618 code for a protein of 507 amino acids. The transcript has 14 exons. Gene Ontology annotation, molecular function: ATP binding; microtubule binding; microtubule motor activity. Lineage: Eukaryota; Viridiplantae; Streptophyta; Magnoliopsida; Proteales; Proteaceae. The record is from RefSeq and is a predicted model, not a curated record.
UUAGAAUUCAAAUACUCUGUGACGCCAUAGCGAGUUAGAGGAGCUCAUCUUCUUCAAUUAUCUGGACGUUGAGCUUUCAGAAAGCUUGAGAGAGAUGUCCAAUGUAACAGUUUGUGCUCGCUUCCGACCUUUAAGUUCGAAAGAGAUAAAAGAUCAUGGUGAUUCAACUUGCAUCCAGCUUCUUGAUGCUGAAUCUUUUGUUUUCAAGGAUGAGAAGGGAGAAGACUCCACAUUCCGUUUUGAUCGGGUGUUCUAUCAAGAAUCUGAGCAAUCUGAUGUUUAUGAAUUUCUUGCUCUGCCUAUUGUGAAAGAUGCUGUUAAUGCAGUAAAUGGAACAAUCCUUGCUUAUGGACAGACAGGAGCAGGGAAGACAUAUAGCAUGGAGGGUGCAAAUAUCUUUGGUUGUGAUGGGAAUACAAAAGGACUGCUACCACGAGUUGUGGAUGAAAUAUUCGAGUGUCUCACAUGUGCUAAUGUGAUGACAGUUUACACUGUCAAGUUGUCAAUGGUGGAGAUCUAUAUGGAGAAAGUAAGGGAUCUUUUGGAUUUUUCUAAAGACAACUUACAAAUCAAGGAGGAUAAAGUGCAGGGAAUACAUUUAUCAGGAGUAACUGAGAUCUCUAUAUCAGACCCUGCAGAAGCCCUGCAAAACUUAUCGGGUGGAAUUGCUAACCGGGCAGUUGGAGAGACAAAUAUGAACAUGGCCAGUAGCAGAAGUCACUGUGUAUACAUUUUCACAAUUCAACAGGAACAACAUAGGAGAGUCAAAAUUGGCAAGCUGGUUCUCGUGGACUUAGCUGGUUCAGAGAAAAUUGAGAAAACUGGCGCUGAAGGGAAGGUUCUUGAAGAAGCGAAGACAAUCAACAAGUCCCUCUCAGCCCUUGGGAAUGUAAUCAAUGCUCUGACCAGCGGCACACAAGGCAAACUGAACCACAUUCCGUAUCGUGAUUCCAAGCUCACUAGGAUUCUACAAGAUGCUCUUGGAGGGAACUCCCGAACUGCAUUGCUAUGUUGCUGCUCACCAAGCACCUUAAAUGCAUCAGAAAGCCUCUCCACCCUUCGCUUUGGUGCAAGGGCAAAGCAUAUAAAGACAUCACCACGUGUAAAUAUCAUUAAAUAUAAAAAUGGAAAGGAGCAACUGGAACCGUCUCCAACUAAAGAUGAGUCAUGUGAGAGGACACUGGACAAGUCAAGGGAGAAGCUGAAGGUUGUAGAUGUGAAGCUGGAGGAAGUGUUGCUUAUAUCCUCUGAUAGUAGUUCAGUCAAAUUCGUGGAAUCAGCUUAUGAAUAUGAAGCCUCUGAAACAAUUUCCAUGUUGCAACGAGAUGUGGAAAAGCUUGAUUGCACCGUUAGAAUGGUAAAAAGAAGUCUUAAUUCUCACCUGAGAAACUCCAAAGACAAAUUUCUAUUUGACAAACUUAAUCCCAUUGCCUCUUUGUUGCGUGGAUUUCAGCUUAAGAGAGAGAACAGACUUCUCAAGGCCAAACACGUAGUGCUUCAGACCAUCAUCAAUUCAUACAAAGAAAAUGAAAGAAAAUAUAAAGAAAAUGAAAGAAAAUAUCUCUCUGUGAUCUUGUGUAUAGUAUUGUUUUUCUUUUUUUAUCUUAGUUUCGAUUAACUUUACAACUUAGUGAAAUAAGAAUGACAUUGCCAGGUCUGUAAAAACUCUUGAGAAUCUGUAUCCAUCCAAAAUACAUACAGUAAUGAGUU